AAGACCUGGCCUGAGGCUGCCGCCUGUGAGAGCUUACAUGGACGACCUUACCACCCUCACCACGACCAAGGCUUGCACUGUACGGCUACUGAAAAAGCUGCAAGAUAACAUCGAGCUGGCUCGGAUGAAGAUCAAGCCGAGCAAGUCCAGAAGCAUCUCCAUCGUCAAGGGGAAGCUGUCAGACCAACGCUUUCUCAUUGGCGAUGAGCCUAUUCCAACUGUCUCUGAGAAGCCUGUGAAGAGCCUUGGCCGAUGGUAUGAUGCCUCCCUGGAUUCGAGUGAUCCAUUUGUAGCCCAAGCUGCACCCAUCCUGGCUACUGGGAGGAAGUGGACCCCACUGGAAGCAACCAAGCAGGCAAAGGCAGCACUCAAGCACAGGGACAUCGUGGGCCGAGUGCAGCACGGGAGGAGUGGUCUUGGAGCCGGAGCCAGUACACCGGCCUGGAACAAGGCUACUCCGUUCCAGAGACGCAAGCUGGUGGUCCAGGAGGUACGUCAGCAAGAGGAGGCAGCAAGGUGUGCAAAAGCUGUUUCACAGGCAAAGCAGGGGCAGUGGAUGACUUGGGAGGGAGUGGAGAAGAGGAAGAUCUCCUGGCAGGAGCUGUGGGAGAUGGAGGCAUUUAAGGCUAGCUUCACCAUCAGGGCCGCUUAUGAUGUACUGCCGUCUCCCAAGAAUCUUAGCCAGUGGUACGGAGAAGACCCGACAUGCUCCCUCUGCCCGACUCCAGCUACACUAAAGCACAUCCUGGUGGGCUGCAAGACCGGCCUCACUCAAGGCCGGUACACCUGGCGGCACAACCAGGUGCUACAGUGUCUUGCGGCAGUGAUGGAGAGUCGACGGAUGAGCGUCAAUGCCCUUCCUCCACCAUCUCGUAGGCCGGCAACAACAUUUGUCCGGGAGGGCGGGGGCCAAGCCACUCUCACCACCACAAGACCAGAAACUGGACAGCUAGGUGGGGCACGGGACUGGAAGAUGCUGGCAGACCUAGGCCAGAAGCUCCGAUUUCCAGCAGAAAUAGCAACAUCAAAUCUGCGACCAGACCUUGUGCUUUGGUCGGCCUCACUCAAGCAGGUCUAUAUCGUCGAGCUCACGGUGCCCUGGGAGAGUGCGGUGGAAGAGGCUUACGAGCGCAAGAAGCUAAGGUAUGCGGACCUUGCAGGAGACGCACAACAACGAGGCUGGAAAGCUAAGGUCUGCCCAGUUGAAGUAGGCUGCAGAGGAUUUGUAGCCACCUCAACAUCCAGGCUUCUUCGAGAGAUGGGAGUGCGGGGGAAGGCCCACAGGCAGGCAGUCAAAGACCUUUCCAGGGCUGCUGAAAAGGGAAGUCAGUGGCUGUGGAUAAAGAGGAAGGACUCCGCCUGGGCUGUCGGAUGAGUGAUGGCAUCUAGGGAGUGAGCCCGGGACGCCGGAUCUCACUGCUGAACCCUCUGGAGGUGUCGUGGGUCAAUCAGCGAAACAUCGAAGAAGGAGGGCGCCCACUUGACAACCCAUAGGAUGCCAUCAAUCAUUCGACCAACCCACGGAGUCUCGAGUAUGCAGAAAGGGAUAUUAACACCUUGUCCUACAUAA
Messenger RNA from Clupea harengus (Atlantic herring), 1570 nucleotides. RefSeq lists its product as uncharacterized. The transcript has 2 exons. Lineage: Eukaryota; Metazoa; Chordata; Actinopteri; Clupeiformes; Clupeidae. Bases 38 to 1375 code for a protein of 445 amino acids. The record is from RefSeq and is a predicted model, not a curated record.